UGUGUGAGUCACACGCUGGCUGCUACUGUAGAGGAGGUCAACUUAAAGAAGCUGCUCAGAGUUUUGAAGCUGUUACUGAACCUCAGCAUGUAGGACCGACACGGAGAGGCUGAGGCUGAGCAAAGACUGCUUAUGAAUUGCUAAGAGAAAGGUCAAGAGGUCAAGAGCAACACCUAAACAGUGUUAUGGCACCGAUCUACUCAGCUGUGGGAGCCUGGCAGACUGCAGGGUUACCAGGGGCCGCAGUCUUCUCUCUGAUCAUCCUCUUCAUCCUCACCAUCAUAGUCCUUGCUCUCUGCACAAGAUGUCAGAAACAUUCGUUUGAUUUGCAGCACGACAUUCCAGAAGAGAGAAAUUCAACACUAGUUCGAGUCGUACAACUGGAAAACGUCGCAGGGGCCAUGGAUAACCCUGCUGCUGCAAACAUCGCGGAAGAUGAAAAGUAUCUCAGCCCACUGCCUGAGGAGGGGGCUGUGAAACCUGCCGGACAGCAAGAGCUCAGAUCCUGGAAGAGUCACACCUUAGAUCAUAACCCAGAGAGGACAAUAAAUGGUGACAGAGAUGACACGAUCAUCCAAAGGCCUAACACCAACCCAGCUGUAACCGAACCUCCAGUCAUGGAAACAAGCCUGAGACCUGCGGAUCAAACUGUAUCUACAUUCACUGAGAACAAUCUGCCAACAGACAAUCCCUUCAUCAAUUCAGAGCUGCCUGAUUUCCAAACAAUUUCCUUGGAAUAUCAGGCUGAAGAGACCAAUCGUGACUUGUCCAGCACUCUGCAGUUGCAAUACAAAACCUCCCAGAACAUGUAUGAAACUGUCAGAGAAGUCCCUGUGAGCGCAGACCAAAGUGAGAUGAUGCUGAACCCGUAUGCUACGUAUGAGUCCAUCAUGAUGAACGGCCCUGAGGGGAAUUGGUCAGAUCUGCCUGCACCACCAGAGGAGCUGGAGGUGGAACUUGGCAACAGAAAUAUUAGUGACACAUAUGCCCGCAUAAGUAAGAAAAUCAAGCGUUCCAGCCCACCACUUGAAGAACCAGUUGAAAAUACGGGAGAGGAUGGAUCACCACCCCUACCAGACCGAAGCUAAAUAACUAAAAAUCAUUGUGCAACCAUGACCACAAGUUUUCACAUCUUCUCCUGGAGAACUAGAGUUUGUUUGAAGUCUUAGUGAAACACUAAUUGUGGUGUCCAAGUAGGCCUGGGCAAUAUAUCAAUAUUUUAUUAUUAUCAUGAUGAAUUUACAUAAAAGAACACAAGAGGGCAGGUGUUAUUGCAAACAUCACAGCUGUCAUAUGAUUGUAGACAUGAAGGCAAAUACUGUCAUCAUCACAGGACGUCCAGUGAUCCACUGCAUUUAUAUAACACUUCUGCAACAAAGAAAAAAGCAAAGAGGCCCCUUCAGACUUUAUUACAUGAGCUUUAAUAUUGGGAAUUCCUUUCAACAACAGUAGUAAAAAAGUAGUAAUGGUCUUUUGCAUUACAGACAGAGCCAUAAAACUGCAAUAUCAGAUUUCAAUAUUUAACCUGAAUGUCAUUUUAUACGAGCCAGGCUGUAAAACAUUUUACAGCGCUCCUUGUUUACUAAACUGUAUUUUGUUCGUUUCUGGCUACUUCCGGUUUGUUUAGUUGUUGCCUAUCACAAAAGCUUCUGCUGACAGAAAAGCUUGCUUAGGAUCAACGACAGGUUCAGAAUUUGGUGUAGGCGUGCUGUCACAGGCUUCUGCAGAAUCUGACCGAUCUGCAGGUCAAAUAUUAUCCUACAGACAUUAGCUAACGGAACCAUUUUCUAUUUUUAUAAAGUACAAAACUAGUAACAGUAGCUGCAUUAUAAAGCAAGCCAUUACCAGGAAAUCAGUGCUCAGAAGAAUGGCGCAGUUACUGUGACAAUAACGGGCAGAUCUCUUCUCAACCAAUCAGAUUGUGUCUUCUGAACUGCUGUAUAAUUUCUGAGCAUAUUAUGGAUAUUGUCAGUACAUCAAAAAAGACACUGACAGACUUAAUCUUUCAUGGCAAAGAGAGAAUAUCUGGUCAUGUUAAACCAGAUUAUGUGCAGUUUAUGUGAAAUGUUAACUAAUUAAAUAAUCAUCCCCCACUGGCGUCCAA
Pygocentrus nattereri (red-bellied piranha) is the source of this 2104-nucleotide messenger RNA. RefSeq lists its product as uncharacterized. Lineage: Eukaryota; Metazoa; Chordata; Actinopteri; Characiformes; Serrasalmidae. The record is from RefSeq and is a predicted model, not a curated record. Bases 186 to 1088 code for a protein of 300 amino acids. The transcript has 7 exons.